AUGCCGGAUCCAAGAGUAAGGAAGUCUAGACAUGAAUUAACUCCAGAUAAUCUUUCAUCAUCAAUACUUUUGUCUAAUUUGCCAAGCUCGUGGUCGCAAUCUACUGUGACAUCGAUUCUUGCUGGUUCGGGCCCCAUAAUCAAAGUAUCAGAGAAGAAAGACCCUCGUAAUGGCAGGUUAGUAGGUAUUAUAGUAGAUUAUUUGACUAGUAAAGAUUGUAAACGUGCGAUUGAAAUUAUACAAAAAAUAAAGAAUUUCAAUUGUAAGAUUGAGAGAAUAAUACCUUUAAAUUGGUCAUCCCGAGGGGAUGUAAGUGAAAAAGAUGUGCUCGAUUUAAAAAGAGAUAACUAUCCAUGGGAUGAUAAUUUAGAACUGCCUUUUGAGUUAGUUUCCGAGGUGCCAAUACCUAGAAAGCCGGUUACCAAGCCAGUUGUAGCUAACAAUGCCAACGGACAAUCGCCAUUCCCUGAAAUAUUAAGCAAAGCUUCACAGCAUUUGCCUGCAUUGCAGCCUGAUUCAUUAGUUGCUACUGAUUCGGUAUCUUCUAACCUAUUGCAAAUUCCACCACUCCAAUUGCUUGAGAUGAUAUCAAAUCUUAAAAUGCUCUCAAACCAACACACCUCGAGGAAACUCCAGCUAGAACAAUUUUUACGAGGAAAUAAUGUCGUAACAAUUGCAGUAGCUCAAGCAUUAUUAGAGAUGGGGUUCAUUAACUAUGAGGUUGUCACCAAAGUCAUUUCGGAGUAUCAACAACAACCACCGCAAAACACUCCAAGACAAUCCUCGACGCCCACGAAUUAUAUUCCGCAGCCAGGCAUGCCAUCUCUAUCAGGGACAUUAAAUAUGAUCCAUCCGCAAAUGGUUGGCACGCCGCACCAUCCAGCACAAAUAACAACCAACCAAUUUAUGAUGACUCAGGCACCUACACCAAUCUCUCAGCAACCCCAACAGCAACAACAUAAUACACAACCCUGCAUUCCAACACAGCAGUCUACGCUAAAGUUAAAUGAAUCCAAACUUAAUGCCUUGCCUAAGGAUAAGCAAGAUAUGAUAAGACAAGUUAUUAACCUCCCGCACGAUCAAAUCAGACUAUUGCCGCCAGAGCAAAUUAACGUUAUUGAUAGUCUAAGAAAAGAGUACUUAAUAUAG
This is a messenger RNA of Eremothecium sinecaudum, 1149 nucleotides long. It is a transcript of the gene PTI1, whose product is annotated as cleavage polyadenylation factor subunit PTI1. Bases 1 to 1149 code for a protein of 382 amino acids. Gene Ontology annotation, biological process: mRNA 3'-end processing. The record is from RefSeq and is a predicted model, not a curated record. Gene Ontology annotation, molecular function: mRNA binding. The transcript has a single exon. Gene Ontology annotation, cellular component: mRNA cleavage and polyadenylation specificity factor complex. Lineage: Eukaryota; Fungi; Ascomycota; Saccharomycetes; Saccharomycetales; Saccharomycetaceae.